UCCAGUGACGACUUCAUCCUGCAAUCCGACUGUAACCUGUUUGUUUCACUCUGAACGGCACAAUAACACUCACACUUCCACUUUUUAUUAAGGAAAAUAAGAAAUGUUUAUUUUAGUAAGUUACACAGUAGCCUGUGAGAGGAGUGAAAGACAGAAAAUACCAGGGGAGGUGUCAUGUCUCCACAUCACAAACAUCUCCUCUCUGUCCUGCAGCCACUUGGUGCCAUGUGACAUUAAAAUAAAUAACUGUAUAUAUAAAGAAUGGCUGAAACCGCAGGCAUACACUCCGACCAGUCCAGUGGAUCUGAAGGUUCAUGAAGACGUCACAACGGAUGAGAACGGAGACUUGGUGCCUGUAAUUGUGGCAGAAUGGAAAGCAAGGGAUGAUGGGAGCAUUACUCAUCUGAUUGGAACUGAGUUUCAAGUGACAAAGCAGGGCAGCGGUGAACACUUCUGUGUCCAUUACCUGUUUCUCAAGAAGAUUACUACAAUGAGAAAUCCAUUUGGUGAACAGUGGUCUUUUUCUCUGGACAAAGUGGUUGUUGAACCAGGUGAGACAUAUUUGGUGUCAGUCUCCAACCUCCCCAAGCCGAACAUUGCCUACACCAGUUACAACAUCAACAAAACUAUCGAAGUCUCCGGUUGUAAAAGUCCUGCUAUGCAGUCGACUCGAAUCUGUAUUGAAAGAGGAGAAAACUGGAAUCCCAACAUUUCCAUGGUGAGGUCAGGGCCUCAGGACAGGACAGUUUUUGUUACCUUUGACACUGAUGAGCAUUCGGAAAUUUAUAAAGUCCAUGUGAAGUGCAAACAACACAAAGAAACCCAAAAUCUCAGUAAGGAAAACAGGUCAUCCCUAAAUGUCACGUUUGACCUUGAAGCUUGGCCACACACAUGCUGCAGUUUCACUGUGGAGAUCCAGCCCUUCUUUAAGUGUGGAAAUGACUGCUUGCGGAAGAAAAAGAGUUUUAAUAUAUGUCCAGAGCCACCUAAACCACCCAAAGUUGCAGAUGAUUUGUGGAAGGUUUUUACUGGUUUGUUUGUCCUGCUCUGUGGUCUUUGUGCCAUAUGUGCCAUUUGUUUGCACUACAGGAAGCAGCGGAAGGGUCCAGGACCAAGCCUGUCUGGGCACCCCACUGCAGAUGAUCUUCCAGAUACUAAGCAUUCCGUGCUGAUCAUCUACUCAAGAGACCACCCAAAAUACACUGAUAUAGUGCUGAAGCUCUGUGCCUUCUUGAGGGCCAAAUGCGGUACAGAGGUUUACUUGGACCUCCUGGACACGGCCUCUGUUGGAGCCAUGGGCCGCUUGCAAUGGACGGAAUUGCAGAAGCGUUGUAUAGAGCAAUCCUCUGACAAAGUGCUGGUCCUCUGCUCACGAGGAGUGCAGGCCAAGUGGGGAGCCAUGUGUGGCAGACCUCGAGUCCUCUUACGUGAGGAUGUUCGCUCACCAAUGGGGGACAUGCUGACACUCGCCCUGCAGCUCAUCACACCUGACAUGCAGCGGCCCGCCUCUUAUGGCAAGUACUUGGUAGCAUAUUUUGAGGAUAUAAGUGAUGAAUAUGACGUGCCCUCCAUGUUUGACGUUGCGGUCAAAUACAAGCUAAUGAAGCACUUUGAAGAGCUCUUCUUUCGGAUCCUGGAUCUGGAGAAAUAUCAGAAGGGGAAGGUGCACACAAUUAAGGGCAUUGGCAUCGACGACUAUAUCAACUGCCCAUCAGGCAAAGCUUUGAGGGACGCCAUUGAAACCUUCAAGGCUUACCAGUUAGAGAAUCCAGACUGGUUUGAGAAGGAGUGCUUAGACAGUGAAGAUGAGGUUCCAGUAGCCGAGAGCAGCCCUUUUCUUAACGAGUGUCCCAGACCGGUUUUUAAGUGUGAGCCUGUGCUCAACAUCGGACCCUCCGUAUGCGAGUGUGAGGUGGAGAUACAUCAUGUGGACCAGACCCAUAGUGUAUGGUCCACUGAAAUACCACAUCUUAACCUGGAAUUUGAGGAGCCUUCUGUUCUAGAGAUCCAACCAGCACACCAGGUGUAUUCCCUCCAUCCAGCUGUGGAAGCCCCACUUGGUAUCCACACAGCUGGGGUGUGCCAUGCAGAUUCAGAGAACCAUCCCUGCCUUUUAGUUGAACCUGCACUACGGGAACCUUUACCAUCUAGCAGGAAUGAGAUAUUUGUGAACAGAGGGCCACCGCCAGAGGACUCCCCUGCCAUUGAUAAAGAGGAGGCUCUAAAGAAACUAUUGAACCUCCAGGUCUCCCUGGUAUCUGUUGAUAUUACAGCUCCUCCACCCUCAGUGGAUGAUCAGUUCCAGACAUCUUGGGAUAUGCACUCAUCUCAGCCAGUGGAGAUGGAUGAGAGUCAGGUGGAAGAGGCCUCAGGAAAGAGACAGUCUAGAUGGUCAGAUCAAGGAUAUAGUUCAAGAGACUCAAUGGUAAGGGAGGAACCUCCUCCAUCCUCUCUUGCUGCACUGGCUAAAUUGCAGGAAGCCCUAUAUCUAAACAGUCCCAUUUCGUCUGGUUUCUGCACAGAGACCAUGGAGAGUUGAUAUUAAUAUGAUAGUAUGCUAGUGCAAAGAGACAUUUUACAAGCCAUGUAAAAUGGCUACAUACACGUCAUAAAUCGCAUUUGUCCUAGUCAGGGUGGAGGUGCAUCUCUAGCCUUUCCAAAGAACACUGGGCGUGGAGCAGGAAUGCACCCUAAUGGGAUGCCAGUCCAUCACAGAACGCCAUGUAUACACACAUUCACAGCUACAGGGCAAUUUAGCAUAGCCAAUCCACCUACUAGGUUUCACUUUUUAAUUUUUUUUUGGAAAAAAAACAUUAUGUCCUCAGGUUGUCAACAGGAAAUCAAUGAAAAUCCACAUAUUCUGUAGGAGAUGUGUUUUAUUGUUUUCUUAUGUACAACAAGUGACAAUUAUCUGAAACCUGUGAGCUUGAUAAUGCAAAAAAAAAUCUUGUAACAUUUUUAAUGACACAUUUUAACAGACAAAUGGAUAUCUGUCCACUGAUUUCCAUUUAAAUAGGGUUUACAUUUAAUAUUGCACAUAACCUUUUUGGUUAAAAUGGGUUUUCAUCACAGGGAAUCUACAAGCUGUAAUUUACAAUAUACUGAUUUCUUUACUACUGCAUGCAUUGCACUAUAAACAUCUUUUCAUGUAUUUCAUGUAAAAACAAACUUGUGUAUGAAGAUGAUUUGUUUCUCAGUCUUCUCGCAGGUAGAUUUGUAUAAUCAGAUUAAUGGAUCUCCAUCAGAUGGGGCUUUAAAUGUAAUACUAUAAUAGUACUUUAGUAAUAACUGCAAAUGAAAAACUGCAUUCUUUGGUUGUCUUUGUUGU
This is a messenger RNA of Pangasianodon hypophthalmus (striped catfish), 3328 nucleotides long. RefSeq names its product interleukin 17 receptor A1a (gene il17ra1a). NCBI's taxonomy places the organism in Eukaryota, Metazoa, Chordata, Actinopteri, Siluriformes, Pangasiidae. Gene Ontology annotation, molecular function: interleukin-17 receptor activity. The record is from RefSeq and is a predicted model, not a curated record. Bases 104 to 2539 code for a protein of 811 amino acids. The transcript has 12 exons.